This is a messenger RNA of Neopsephotus bourkii (Bourke's parrot), 3818 nucleotides long. RefSeq names its product rab effector MyRIP-like. Gene Ontology annotation, molecular function: actin binding; myosin binding. Lineage: Eukaryota; Metazoa; Chordata; Aves; Psittaciformes; Psittacidae. The coding region runs from base 379 to 1092 and encodes 237 amino acids. Gene Ontology annotation, cellular component: cortical actin cytoskeleton. The record is from RefSeq and is a predicted model, not a curated record. The transcript is spliced from 6 exons.
AUGCGAUAGCUCCUGUGGAUAUGGAGACAGAUGUUUCCACAUCUGUUUGCCAGUACCCAAAAAGGAAGAUUGUGUUUUAAAGCCUGUUUAAAACACUGUUGCGUAAACAGCCUUAUCUAGCUCGCUCCUUUGGGAUAAGGUUUGGACCAUCUCUCCCAUAGAAACUGUGUUGUAGAGGAAUUGCAUGUAUAUGUUAUUGUGCAUGCUGUAGCAGUGUGCAGAUGUGAAAAAGGGAGGAAAAGAGAAGUAGAUUUGAUUUCAUUCCCCAGUUCUUGUGUUUGUUCACAGCAGGUAGCCAGGUGUUGUGUUUUAGCACCGCUAAAGCUGCAGCUAGGAGCAGCAAGGUCAUUGUACAUAUUACCCCUCUGUGCUAAUGUGAUGCUGUUGUUUUCUCUGUCUGCUCUUGUAACCAAACAGAAGUACUCUGCUGUCUCUCUCUGCAACAUAUCCACAGAAGUCCUGAAAGUCAUCAAUGCCACUGAAGAACUGAUAGCAGAAUCCAGCGGUCCCUGCGAUUUCCCAGCUGAUAUUCAGGACAGGGGAAAAGGGACCUUCCCACUGGGGACAGACCCUAUCAGGCUUGAUGAGCAGCUCACCACACUGGAAGAAAACGUGUACCUGACAGCCAGCACGGUGUACGGGCUGGAGGGGCAGCUGACCAGCCUGGAAGAUGCUGCACGCAAGAUCAACAGUGUCACUGCAGAGUCUGAGCUGGCCCAUCUGGAAGACCAAGUGGCCACAGCAGCUGCCCAGGUUCAUCAUGCAGAGCUUCAGAUUUCAGAUAUUGAGAGCAGAAUAUCAGCUCUCACAGUUGCAGGCUUGAACGUGGCUCCAUGUGUUCGCCUGACAAGGAAACGGGAUCAAAAGCAAACAAACCAGAUGCACACAAUAGACACAUCAAGACAGCAGAGGAGAAAACUUCCAGCUCCGCCAAUAAAAGGUGAAAAAAUAGAUGGUUCUCCAGUUACCACUGUCAGGACGUUCAACAGAAACUUCAUGCUUCAAGGAUCUCUAACACAAAGAACUAAAGAGAGGAAAAGCACUGCCAAGGACUUAAUGGAACCUGCAAUAGGAUCUGCUGUGAUGUACUAAACUUACUCCUACUGCCAGUAACACACUGCCUAAGGCUGUACACUAGAGUGCCUUUACUUAACAGCCAUUGCAUACGUCCAGCUGAAAAUGGACCCUCAAAGAACCUACAAAGCCUCAGUUACAGGGCUUUGUUUGGAUACCUCACUGAGAAAGCUGUCCAAGUCUUCAGCAUUGUGGUCUGCUAAAGGAAACUCUGCCUUAAAGUUCUCACAAAACUCCAGACAGGAUGCUGAGUUUCAAGAGCAAGGCUCCACGUUUUAAGAUGCACUUUUUCUCCUUAUUGAUUGUACGGAAGUAUGUCAUCUUUACACCGCAGUAUGUUUUUGUACACACAGUCAGUCAUAAUGAUAGGCCAGUUAAUCUGCCACACCAGACCUGUGAUCCAUAUUUGCUGGUUACUAACAUCCAUGUUGUCAAGCAAUAAGAACAACUCCGUGCAGUGUAUGCUGGGUGGUGGGAGUGGAGAGCCAGUGUACCUCACUCUGGGAGUCAGUGGGAGGUUCUGACAGGGUUCACAGGAGGAGGUGCGGGAUGUGCAAAGGCUUCUCUGUCCACUGAGGGUAUGUUUGGCAGUCACUGUUGUAGCUCCAGAGCGAGGUAUUUUGCUAUUGACAGCAGGGGGAACAUGGAUGUCAUGUUGAACCUUGAAUUGGUAGCAGCACAUGUGGACCAGAUGUCUGUUACGAUCCUGGUGUCUGGAAGCAUCUGAGCACUGUUGUGAAACCAACACCUCUGUAUGUCUCGUUCCUCUUGGUAGCAUUGUCUGCUUUGGUGGUGGCCAACCACGCUGUAGUUCAGAAUAAAUUCUGACCAAAUCUUUUAAGGUUGGUAAAAGAAGGUGAGAAGACAUUGUAGAUGAGAUCUCUGCUGGUGGUUGUAGGGUGGCUGCAGCCCUACAGCCUGAGUGAGAGAUUCCCUUCUGCUAUUUCCUGGCUUUUCUGAGGAGGGGACAAAUGUAGCCCAGCGGUCUCUCCUUUAGUAAUCCAACGUAGAGUAGCUAUGACCUGCUGCCAUGUGCACCCCACUACUGUUGGACCACUCGAAUUGGAUUGUGAAUGGUAGAAUUCCAUCUUUCAUUGCUUGAGACCUUCAAAAGGUGAGCCCUCAAAGGUAGAAGGCCCUUGGGAAGAUGCUGCUUACAGGGUGUCCCUCUCACCCUUUUGGGAAGACUUUGCCAAUCUGUAGUACUUUUUGCUCUGAAGAAUACGAAGGAAGAAGUUGGAGGAGGUGAUAAGCCAGUGAAUCUGUUACCUUCCAUGCAGAGUGCAGAGCAGGUCCCCAGAUGCAGAGUGGGUGGUUGUGAAACAUGCCAUGAAGGAGGGCACAGGCUGGCAAGUUCCCCCUCAGCAUCAAGGAGGAGUAGGGACCAGGGCAGGAGGAGAGCUGCUCUUUUCCCUGGGCCCCCAGCAAAUACCCAGUGGUAGAGUGCCACGUGUUACCUGCUACAUGGCAGGAAUGCCAUGCCCUGGAACACCAGGCCAUGUAGUAGCUCCAGUUGGGCAAACAGGAGGAAAACUGGGCAAAUUUCCUGGCUGGGUGGGUUUUAGUUGGGCAGAUGGGAAGGUGAGAAAUGGCUAGAUGGGGCAGUUGGAACAGCAGUGCCAGUUGCAAAUCUGCCAUUCACACUUGACAUCUAGCACUUGUCAGUACCCUGAUGUCCAGCUGCAUGUAAGGAACCAUCGGAAUAAAUACAACCUUCUUCCCAUCUGGAGUACGUAAGCAUCCCUCCAUCCCUUCAAAGAAUUCCCAUCUGCCCAAGAUCUGCUCAGAUGUGUUCGUUCUGGGUGAAAUUCUGCCUUCUUUUGCUCUCACACAAUCCUAGUUCUCUGAAACUGCUUUUGCACAGGUGUGAGGGCAGAAUUGGGCCCACUCUGUUUAAUAUAUAAAUAUAUAUAUAUAAAACAAAUAUAUUUUAUUUAUAUAUGCAAUCCAGUAAAGGAGAUUAAACAGAGUAGGAUGCCUAGGGAUUUGUUAUCCGGUCUCCUCCUCCUUCCUUGACUGUUCUCUUAUAUACAGCACAUUCCCAAGUUCUGGUUUAUGCAGGUAUGCGUGUUAUGAAACGUCAUUAAUGGUGGUUGGUCUACAUAUCCAUCUAAUAACUAAUAACUAAUCUCGUGUAUGUAAUAUCAAUCCAGAAAUGACUACUUUUAAUAGAAUUAACUCUUUGGCUUUUGUUCUGUUAGUGCGAUUUAAACGAGCCAGCGCUGUUCGGACUAGGUUGUUUUUUCCUUAAGAGGCAUGAAAAGCAUCUAUUAUCGUGUUACAAUGUUAAAAUAUUCAGUCUUUGACAGAAAAACGUGUACUGUGUAGGCAUUGCAGCAACAAAAUAGAAAAAGAUAUAAAAAAAAAUAUAUCCCACGUGCUCCAAGGCAUUUGACUUCUUCCAGGUGUUGAUUGUGCCAAAUCCGUGCAAAGAUAUAACCCACUGGUUUAAAAAAGUCCUCAAAGCGUCUGCUAGAGCACACAAAGACUUAUUUUGUCAUCGAGUGAUUUCAAUCUUCAGUGUUAAUAUUUCUAUUUAGAUUGAUUUUUAUAAAUGAAAACUAUUUUACUGGGCAAAACGAGGACUAGAUGAUCUGUUGGAUUCAGUCUGAGUGAAUGUUAAGCUUGCCUUGUUGUUAUUAUCUGCGUACUCACCGAGAACUGUCAUCCAGAGGAACUAUAAAAGAGUAAAAGUGGUUUAUGAACAGAAUGCCUUUGAUUCAUAAAGAAAACCCAAAAGUUGC